Messenger RNA from Scleropages formosus (Asian bonytongue), 11427 nucleotides. RefSeq names its product utrophin (gene utrn). NCBI's taxonomy places the organism in Eukaryota, Metazoa, Chordata, Actinopteri, Osteoglossiformes, Osteoglossidae. Gene Ontology annotation, molecular function: zinc ion binding; protein binding. The transcript has 79 exons. The record is from RefSeq and is a predicted model, not a curated record. Gene Ontology annotation, biological process: synaptic signaling. Bases 531 to 11177 code for a protein of 3548 amino acids. Gene Ontology annotation, cellular component: plasma membrane.
CCGGACUGUAACUUUGCAACGGGAGCGCGCGCCCGGGAGCGAAGUUCGCGACGCGCUCGCGCGCGCCGCAACAAAGUAACGCUGCGAACGUCAACGUCACGCGAGCGGAACACUAACAUCAGAGCAACACUACAGUAGAGUAACGUUACACUAAUAUAGGCUUCAGCAUCGGGAGUCCGGGGACCCGACGGGGAGUAACUCUCUCUGUCUGAACUCCGAACUGCGAGCUCUCAGUCUGUCUGCCCACCCGCCAGCGCUGGAGGAUCCCGUGGGACACCGGGCGAAGCCGACCCGAGCCGCGCCGGGAUGCGUGUGUGUGUACAGCUGGGAAUCCCGAGGGCCGUCCUGUGUGCAAAUCGACUGUAAACUGAGCGUGGGUGCGCGCGCGCGCGCGCGCGCGGGGACCUCUGGCUCUGCCGCGGGACUCCUGCGGGACGGGGGAGGAGGAGGCAAAGCACAGGACUCUGUGUGAAGGACUUGCCUAAAGGAUUAUAACCCUGCUGGUGACCCAGGCGGGGGAUACAACCACCAUGGCAUCUGUCACGGAGAGUGCUGAUGGAGCAGCCAACAGCGAAUUCAGUGACAUCAUCAAGUGGAGAUCAGAUGAGCAUGAUGCUGUGCAAAAGAAAACUUUCACAAAAUGGAUCAAUGCACGUUUUUCCAAGACAGGGAAGCCAUCCAUCAAGGACAUGUUUUCAGACCUUCGUGAUGGCCGAAAGCUGCUAGACCUCCUUGAAGGUCUCACUGGCAGUGUUCUGACCAAAGAGCGAGGCUCCACACGGGUCCAUGCCCUCAACAAUGUCAACCGAGUCCUGCAGGUUCUGCACCAGAACAAUGUGGAGCUGGUCAACAUUGGUGGGACAGACAUUGUGGAUGGGAAUCACAAGCUAACACUUGGCCUCAUCUGGAGCAUAAUCCUGCAUUGGCAGGUGAAGGACGUCAUGAAGGACAUCAUGUCCAGCCUGCACCAGACCAACAGUGAAAAAAUCCUGCUCAGCUGGGUGAGGCAGUACACACGCUCCUAUGAGCAGGUGAACGUACUCAACUUUACCACCAGUUGGGCAGAUGGCCUGGCCUUCAAUGCCAUCUUGCAUCGCUACCGGCCUAGUAUUUUCAGCUGGGACUCAGUACUUAGUUUGACCCCCACAGAAAGACUGGAGCAUGCCUUCACUAUUGCUAAGGACCAGCUGGGCAUCGAGAGGCUUCUGGAUCCCGAAGAUGUGGCUGUGUCGCUGCCUGACAAGAAAUCUAUCAUCAUGUACGUGACAUCACUAUUUGCUGUAUUGCCUAAGGAGGUCACCAUGGAUGACAUUCGUGAGGUGGAGACCCUGCCCAGAAAGUACAAAGUAGAUAUGGAGGAGGUCCAGGGGGGCGGAAAGCAGGUCUCCUUUGCUGAAGAUGAGGCCACCAGCCCCCGGGCUGACACACCCAGCACAGUUACUGAGAUGGAGGGAGAUGUGGAGGUGGAUCUUGAUGGCUAUCAGACAGCCCUGGAGGAGGUUCUCACCUGGCUGCUUUCAGCUGAGGAUGCCCUCCAAAUGCAGGAUGAUGUGUCUGACGACGUGGAGGAGGUCAAGGACCAGUUCCACACCCAUGAGGCCUUCAUGAUGGAGCUGACCGCCCACCAGAGUAGUGUGGGCAACGUUUUGCAAGCUGGUAACCAACUCAUUGCCCAGGGCAACCUGACAGCAGAGGAGGAGGAGGAGAUCCGUGAACAGAUGACGCUGCUCAACUCGCGCUGGGAGGGUCUGCGGGUGGCCAGCAUGGACAGACAGGCUCGGCUUCAUGAAGUGCUUAUGGAUCUGCAGCAGCAGCAGUUACAACAGCUCUCUGACUGGCUCACACAGACAGAGUCCAGAAUCCAGUGCAUGGAAAGUGAGCCCACUGCAGGAGACAUGGAGGGGUACCAGGCACAGAUAGAGGACCAUAGGGCCUUACAGAAUGAUCUGGAGAUGGAGCAGGUGAAAGUGAAUUCCCUUACCCACAUGGUGGUUGUUGUGGAUGAGAAUAGUGGGGAAAGUGCAACUGCGGCCUUGGAAGAACAGCUGCAGGCCCUGGGUGAGCGAUGGGCUGCUGUGUGCCGCUGGACUGAGGAACGUUGGCACAAGCUCCAGGAUGUUCUUCAGGUAUGGCAUCAACUGCUGGAGGACCAGAAUCUGUUCAAAUCCUGGCUCAGCGAGAAGGAGGAUGCACUGAGCAGAGUUCAGACGAGCAACUUCAGAGACCCCAAUGAGUUGAAUGUUAAUGUUCGGAGAUUGGCUACUCUCAAGGAGGAUAUGGAGAACAAGAAACGUACACUGGAUCAGUUGUCAGAUGCCGGACAGGACGUGGUGCAGCUUCUGCAGAGCGCGGAGGCAGCGCACCAUAUCCAGGGCGACACAGACUGGCUAACCCAGAGAUGGGACAACUUGGUCCAGAGAUUAGAAGACUGCUCAUACCAGGUGGCAGAGUCAUUGACCCACACGGGACUGCCGCAGAUACAAAAGACCGUUGCUGUAGACACAGCAGUCACCGUGGGAGGGGAGCAAUCCUCGCCCCAGCAGCUCCCACCCCCGCCCCCCCAGAAGAAGAGGCAGCUGCAAGAAGACCAGGACAUCAGGGCACUCAUUGAGGAUGACCUUCCUGAGAUUUUGAGCUGGAUGGGUCGAUGGAAGCGCUCUCUUCAAGCUUUGGAUCUCACAGAUAAUGAGAAAAUGCGAGACACAUCAGACAUAAGACAGAAGCUCAAGAUGCUGGAGGAGCAGCUGGUGGAGAAAGAGCCCAGGGUGAUCAAUGUGACUCAGGGAGGACAAGCCUUGCUGGGGCGGCUGGAGAAAGAGGGCCUACCCACGGAGGACCUGAGGAGUCGUCUGGAUGCCAUCAAAGCAGAGUGGGAGGGCAGCCGCAGACUGCUACAGGAGCUGCAGGAGAGGCUUGGGCUCCGGGACCGCAUCAGUAACUUCUGCCAGGAGCUACAGAUGUUGGAGCAGGCUGUGAGAGGGUCAGAAAACUGGCUGAGGUGCACACCAGAAGCUGAUGCAGAUGAGGCCUGUCUGCAGUCUCUGUCCACUGCCUGUGAGGCCAGACUGGAGGAGUUGGAGGCACUCACCUCUCACAUUGAGCAGCUGGCCUCUGUGGCAGUAGCGCUGGGCAGGGAGUCGCUGGUGGCUGCGACUCUCCAGGAUGACUGGAGUGCCCUGUUUGCCCUUCAUACUUCCACCCUGGAGGAGCUGCGCCGAAGGAGAGAGGAGCUGCGCUCGGCUCCUGCCAAGAGUUCCUCCCAGGAGGAGGUGGAACUUCAGCUCGAUUCCCUCCAAGAUGGCAUCGUGGAUGUUAGGACAACAGAGGAGGCAGUGCAGAGUGCAGAGGUCCUAUUUCAGUUUGUAGAACAGCAGCUGAUUGCUGACCCUGUGAACCAGAGCUGGAGCCAGUUGUCCUCCAGGGCCCAAGAGGAGCUGAGGAUGCUCAGAUGCCUCCUUGAAUCCAUGCAGGAUGCUGAGGUGAAGAUGGUCCGAGUACAAUGCUGGCUGGACGGCGUCGAGGCAAUGAUCUCCAAGGAGGGGGCUACCCCUGGUGAUCAUGUAAAACCGCAGGAGGAGCUGGACCAAUACACAGAGUAUUUGAACGAGAUGGGGGCAAUAGAGGCAGACUUGAACCAGAUGCUGGAGAAUGUUAGGAGCGUUCAGGCAUGUGCACUUCCGGGAGUCGCCACCUGGGGGCAGCUAAAGCUGGAGGAGUGUCGCAGUAGAUGGGAGAAGCUGAGCAAACAGCUGCAGCAGCACCAAGAUCAAGCCUGGGAGACCCAAGAGCGGGCGCUGAACCUGAGGAAAGAUCUGCUGGAGAUGCAGGAGUGGAUGGUGCAGGUGGAUGAGGAGUUUCUCAUGAGGGACUUUGAGUACAAGAGUCCGGAGGAGUUGGAGGGAGCCUUGGAGGAGAUGAAGAGAGCCAAAGAGGACGUGUUGCAGAAGGAGGUGCGUGUGAAGAUCUUGAAGGACAACAUCAACCUGCUGGUGACCAAGUCCCCUUCCAGUGGACAGGACCUGACGGCAGACCUCAGCGGGGUCCUCAGGAACUACCAGAAGCUGUGUGAGAGGUUCCGCAGCAAAUGUCACACACUGGAGGAGGUGUGGUCCUGUUGGAUGGAGCUCCUGCAGUACCUGGACCUGGAGAACAGCUGGCUGAACAGUCUGGAGGAGCGUGUGCAAGCAUCUGAGGGGCUCCCUGAGAACAGCCAGGCCAUCAACCAGGCCCUGGAGGCCCUGGAAUCAGUUCUUCGGCACCCUGGAGACAAUCGCACGCAAAUCCGGGAGCUAGGCCAGACACUCAUUGAUGGCGGCAUUCUUGACGAGAUCAUCAGCGAGAAGCUAGAGGCUUUCAACAGCCGCUACGAACAACUCAGUCACCAGGCGGUCAGCAGGCAGAUUGCUCUGGAACAGCAGCUGCAGACAGUCCGGGAGAAUGAGCAGGUCCUCCAGACGCUGCAGGAGUCCCUGAGCCGGGUGGACCAGACACUAACUUCCUACCUUACGGACCGCAUGGAUGCCUUUCAACUGCCCCAGGAGGCUCAGUGCAUCCAGGCAGAAAUUGUGGUUCUAGAGGGCCAGGUGGAGGACCUGCGGCAGAAGGGUGUGGGCGGGUCACCAGCUGUGUCUCAGGAUGGGAAGGCCUCUCGGGGAGGCACUAAGCUGGAACAGCUGCAGCGGAAGCUCAGGGAGAUAAACACCAAGUUCCAGCUCUUUCAGAAGCCUGCUAACUUUGAGCAGCGCAUGCUGGACUGCAAGCGAGUCCUUGAGGGUGCCAAGGCAGAGCUCCAUGUGUUGGAUGUCAGGCAGGUGGAGCCAGAGGAGAUUCAGGCGCACCUGAACGGCUGCAUGAAACUAUACAAGAUUCUGAGUGAGGUGAAGCUCGAGGUGGAGACGGUCAUUAAAACAGGCCGGCAGAUCGUACAGAAGCAGCAGACCGAGAACCCCAGAAGUAUGGAUGAGCAGCUCACUGCCCUUAAACUGCUCUACAAUGACUUGGGUGCUCAGGUGACAGAGGGGAAACAGGAUCUGGAGAAGGCACUGUCUCUGUCCCAGAAGCUGCAAAAGGAUGGCACUGCCCUGCAGGCCUGGCUGGGAGCCACUGAGGCCGUGCUCCAGCAAAAGAAUACCUCGGGGGACAUGCCAGCAGACAUCGAUGCUGAGGUGGCCUGGGCGCAUGGCCUGCUGAAAGAGCUGGAGCGAAGGGAGGCGGAGCUCCAUGCAGUGACUGAGUUCAGUGCUGCCCUGCAGGCCUUGGUCGAGAGCAGUGAGGCACAACUUGAAGAGCGCCUGUGUAAGCUGAACAGCAGCUGGGCUCGGGUUCGAACCUGGGCAGAAGAUUGGCUGAGCAGUGUGCUGAACCAUCAGAACGAGGUGGAGAUAUUUGACGAGAAUCUUGCCCACAUAAGCACCUGGCUAUACCAAACAGAGAUCCACCUGGAUGAGACAGAGAAGCUACCUGCUAAUGAGAAAGAGGAGAUAGUUAAGAACCUGCUGGCAGAACUUGAGGACAUCAGCCUACGAGUGGAUAGUGUCAGGGACCAGGCUGUUAUCCUCAUGAGCAGCCGUGGCCCAGCUUGCAGGGAUGUGGUGGAACCUAAACUGGCUGAACUUAACCGCAACUUCGAUAAGGUUUCACAACACAUUAAAGCCACCAAGGCGUCCGCAACCCUUGCGCAAGCAAUGCCUGACCCUCUGCAACUGCAAAUAACAGGAUCUCUGACUGGAAGAGAGCUUCACCAGUUCCAGGCUGAGCUGGCAGCCUCUCUUGAUGCCGUUGACCCCCAGUGCAGCCAUAUCCGCUUGAUUGCCCAGGAUGAUGACAAGAUGGAUGAGGAGAAAGCUCGAGUGGAGGAGGUGUUGCAAAAGGGCGACUUGGUCCUCCCUCAGAUGACUGGUGAGGGCAAAGAUGAGUUACGAAGGAAGCUGCUUUUGCUGCAGACGCGGUACAGUGCGCUUCGGGAGCUCAGGGCUCUUAAAACACAGCAAAUGGAGCCUAUGUACCAGGAUGCCUCCUCCCACAGCUGGAUAGAGCUCUCUCAGGGAUCAUCUUCGGGGCUGCUGGGAGUGUCCAUGGAGAAGGCUGGGCUGGCAGAUGAUGUAGUAGAGAAGCCAAUGGAGAAGAGCCUGUUGCUUACACCCUCUGACUACCUACUGGACAUCAACAAGGCACUACUUGCCAUGGCUGACGUUGAGCUGCUGCUCAAUGCUUCUGAGCUCUGCAGUGGCCUGUACGAGGACUUCUCCGCCCAAGAGGAUGCACUAAAGAACAUCAAGGAUGGCUUGGAGAAGCUGGGGGAUCAGGUGACAACACUACAUGAACGACAGCCUGAUGUGGUCCGCGAGGCUUCGCGUACUGAUGUGGUUCAAAUUGGGGAUGCACUUACGCAGCUGAACGCAGAGUGGGACCGCCUCAACAGGAUGUUCAACGACCGCAAGGGGUGUUUUGACCAAGCUGUGGAGGAGUGGCGCAGGUUCCACUGUGACCUAAGUGACCUGGGUCAGUGGCUCAGCGAGGCAGAGCGUGCCUUAGGUGAUGCCAGAGGCCCUGACAGCACCCUGAACCUGGAUAAGGCACAGGAACAACAGGAGGAGCUCGAGGAGGGUCUGCUCAGCCACCAGCCUGUGCUUUCCCUACUCACCCAGAUGGGGGAGAGCAUCGUAGGGCAGCUUUCGGCCCCAGGCAGCAGUUUGCUGGAGGAGAAGCUGCAGGGGCUGAACCAGCGCUGGAAUGCCAUCCAGAGAGAGGUCCAAGAACGUCACCACAGGUUGAUGGGAGGGGACCCCAACCUUGCAGAAUUUGCUGGACGCCUGAAGGAGCUGGAGCUAUGGCUGGAGCAGGCAGGCUGUGCUGUGGGGUCCCUGCCACCAUCUGCAAGUGACAAAAACCUGAAGGAGCUGAAGGCCUUAGCUGAGGAGAUGGAUGCUAAGAAUCAGCAACUCAGCUGGUUGAAUAAAAACGGACCCCAGAUGCUGUCUACUCGGAACCUCACUAGUCAGGAGAGGGAGCAGCACGUGGGCAGGCUGAGAGCCAUCAACAUGGAGUGGAGCCACGUGACCAGGAACCUGCUGGACAAGGUGGGAGAGGUAGAGGCAGACCUUCAGGGCCACGCCCAUUUCCAGGACAAGUUGAGUCGCCUGAGCGACUGGCUGCAUAUCACCCAGCAGACCCUCAGCCUCAGGAGCCCAGAAGAGAACCAGUUACUGGAAGUGUCCAUGCAGGAGCGCAAACGGCAGCUGGAGGAACUACUCUCGCGCUCUAUCCAGAUGCAGAAGAGGCAGCAGCUCCUCCCUCAGGAGAAGAACAAGGUGGAGCAGCUAGCAGCAGACUGGAAGAUGCUGGACUUGAGGGUCAGGGAGAUGGGGCAGCAGCCGCUGUCAGCUGCAGUGCCCUCAACAGUCCACGUGUCCAGCCUGAGGAGCGCGGAGCCCCUCCAUCAGGCAACCCGCAGUCACCAGCGCGUAGUCCCAACUGACCUCAACGAAACAGCCACCGAGCUUGGUGAUUGGCUGGUGCUCAUUGACCAGAUGCUGAAGUCCAACAUUGUUACCGUGGGAGACUUGGAAGAAAUCCGGACAACUAUCAGCCGUCUGGAGGUGACCAAGGGAGACCUGGAACAGAGACAUCCUCAGCUGGAGGAUAUCUUCACCCUGGCCCAAAACAUUAAGAAUAAGACGUCCAAUCUGGAUGUCCGCACAUCCAUCACAGAGAAGUUGGAGAAGGUGCGCAGCCAGUGGGAUAGCACACAGCACGGUGUGGAGGCCCGCCUUCAUCAGCUUGAUCGCCUGAUCACAGAUAGCAUCCAGUGGGAAGAGAGGAGGAGGGAGACGAAGGCCCUGAUCGGGCAGAAUGAGAGCCGUCUACACAACCUCAUGCAGCAAUCUUGGGACCCUCUGACCAAGCAGCUGAACGACAACAAAGGGUUCCUAAAUGAUCUGAGCAAAGGCCAGGCAGUCGUGGCGUCCUUCAGCGAGCUCUCUGGACGGCUACUGCGUGACUAUGCCACCGACGACACCAGGAGGGUGAAGGAGGUUGCAGACAUGCACAGCAAGUCCUGGAGUUCUCUCCAAAGCAGGACCAGUGAUCGUCAGGUAGUUCUUGAGGCAGAUCUGAAGGAGUUGCAGGCCUCCCUCAAGGAGCUGGAGGGCUUCCUCAAGUGGCUACAGGAGGCAGAGACUACGGUCAAUGUACUUGCUGAUGCCUCUCAGAGGCAGGACCUCUCCCAGGACUCCUCCUCCAUAAAAGAGCUGAGAGGCCAGCUGGAGAAGUCGGGCAGGCUGGGCGUCAUGGCCGUGGUGCGGAGCUCCCUCCAGAAAGUGGUGGUCUUCCUGCACCGGCUGCAGAGGAUGGCCAUCUCAUCGCCCCGCUACCAGAAGCUCUACAAGGACAUCCAGACUGAGAUAGAUGCCCACAAUGACAUCUUCAAGAAUGUGGAUGGAAACAGAUCCAAGAUGGUCAAGUCCUUGGGUAGCACAGAUGAAGCCAGCUUUCUGCAGCAGCGGUUGGAUGACAUGAACCAGCGAUGGGGUGAGCUGAAGGCAAAGUCAGCUAACAUCCGUGCCCACCUGGAGGCCAAUGCAGAGCGGUGGAAUCGCCUCCUGGCCCUGCUGGAGGAAUUGGGCCGGUGGCUGUGCCUGAAGGAUGAGGAGCUCAACAAGCAGAUGCCUAUUGCUGGAGACCUGGCCAGCCUACUGCAGCAGCAGGUCCACUGUGCGGCCUUGCAGAAAGAGCUGAAUGAGCGUGAGCAACUGGUGAGCAGCACUCUGGAUCAGGCACGCUUGUUCCUGGCUGACCAGCCCAUCGAGGGUCCGGAGGAGCCGCGCCGGAACCUGCAGCCCAAAACAGAGCUCACUGCAGAGGAGCGCGCCCAACGUGUGGCCAAGGCCAUCCGUAAGCAGGCGGCAGAGGUGAGUGAGCACUGGGAGCGGCUCCGUGCGAACGUCGUGUCCUGGCAGGAGCAGCUGGAGCGGGUGCUCGACAAGCUGCGCGAAUUGGAGGGGGCCAUGGACCGGCUAGAGCUGCGGCUUAGCGAGGCCCAGGAUGUGCAGACCACCUGGCAGCCUGUGGGUGACUUGCUCAUCGACUCACUGCAGGACCACAUCGACAAGACCAUCGCUCUCAAGGAGGAGAUUGUGCCGCUGAAGAAUGAGGUCCGGGCCAUGAAUGAGCUCUCCGGUCAACUUGUACCCCUGGACAUGCAGCUAUCCUCCAUCACCACGCGGCACCUGGACGAUCUCAACAUGCGUUGGAAGCUCCUGGAGGCAGCCGUAGAGGACAGACUGAGGCAACUGCAGGAAGCUCAUCGGGACUUCGGACCCUCAUCCCAGCACUUUCUGUCUACCUCCGUGCAGCUUCCGUGGCAACGUGCCGUGUCCCAGAAUAAGGUUCCCUACUACAUCAACCAUCAGACUCAGACCACCUGCUGGGAUCACCCGAAAAUGACAGAGCUCUUCCACUCCCUUGGUGACCUGAAUCAUGUGCGCUUCUCUGCCUACCGAACAGCCAUGAAGCUUCGACGGCUGCAGAAAGCUCUUUGUUUGGAUCUACUGGAGCUCGGUGUGGUCCAGGACGUGUUCACCCAACACAAGCUGAUCCAGAACAACCAGCAGCUCAGCGUCCCUGACAUCAUCAACUGCCUGACCAGCAUCUAUGAUGGCCUGGAGCAGAAGCACAAGGACCUGGUGAAUGUGCCACUCUGCGUGGACAUGUGUCUGAACUGGCUGCUCAACGUCUAUGACACUGGCCGCAGCGGCAGGAUCCGAGUUCUGUCUAUGAAGAUUGGCCUGCUCUCUCUUUCCAAGGGGCACCUGGAGGAAAAGUAUAAAUGCCUCUUCCACCAGGUGGCCUCACCAGGUAACACGUGUGACCAGAGGCAGCUGGGUCUGCUCCUGCAUGACGCCAUCCAGGUACCUCGGCAGCUGGGUGAGGUGGCUGCUUUCGGAGGCAGCAACAUCGAGCCGAGCGUGCGCAGCUGCUUCCAGCAUGUAAACAACAAGGUAGAGCUGGAGCCACGGCAGUUUGUGGACUGGAUGCGCCUGGAGCCGCAGUCCAUGGUCUGGUUGCCGGUCCUGCACCGCGUGGCAGCUGCCGAGACGGCCAAACAUCAGGCCAAGUGCAAUAUCUGCAAGGAAUGUCCCAUCGUGGGAUUUAGGUACCGCAGCCUGAAACACUUCAACUAUGAUGUAUGUCAGAGCUGCUUCUUCUCUGGACGCACGGCCAAGGGCCACAAGCUCAACUACCCCAUGGUGGAGUACUGCACGCCGACCACAUCCGGGGAGGACAUGCGUGACUUCACCAAGGUGCUGAAGAACAAGUUCCGCUCAAAGAAGUACUUUGCCAAGCACCCUCGUUUGGGAUACCUGCCAGUGCAAACGGUCCUGGAGGGAGACAACAUGGAAACUUCUGUCACGCUCAUCAGUAUGUCACCGGAGCAGUAUGAGCUCUUGCAGUCGCCACGGCUGUCACAUGACGAUACUCAUUCCAGGAUAGAGCAGUUUGCCAGCAGGUUGGCACAGAUGGAGAGUUCCAACGGCUCCUUACCCACUGCCAGCAGCUCUGCCACAGAAAGCAUGGAUGACGAGCACGCGCUGAUCCUGCAGUACUGCCAGACACUUGGAGGCGAGUCUCCACUUGAUCAGCCCCAGAGCCCUGCCCAAAUCCUGCAGGCAGUGGAGAGGGAAGAGCGUGGGGAGCUGGAGCGAAUUAUUUCCCGGCUGGAGGAAGAGCAGAGGGCCCUGCAGCACGAGUAUGAGCAACUGAAGGAGCAACAUAGCCAGCGGCUGCAUUCAGGUCCCUGGGAGCCCAGAACCGGUGGCCCUGAGGAAGCUGAGCUGCUUGCUGAGGCCAAACUGCUACGACAGCACAAGGGGCGCCUGGAGGCUCGGAUGCAGAUUCUGGAAGAGCACAACCUGCAGCUGGAAUCACAGUUGCAGCGACUGAGACAGCUACUGCACCAGCCGGGGACAGACCCCAGGAUCAAUGGCGCUCCCCCCACCUCUCUGCUUCAGCAGUGCCCUCUCCAGCAGGAUGCUGACUCCCACACCGAGAGAGCAGAUGACAUGCUGGAACCCCCACGCGAGAGCAACGCUGACCUGACGGACGUCAUGGAGGAGAUCAAUAACUCCUUCCCAGCGUGCAGUUCUUCCAGCGUGACCACCCGGCCCCAGGUCAUGUAAGGUGAGGAGUACGAGGAAGGCCGAAGAAGCCACUUGGCAGACAACGCGCUUUGCCUCUGACUCAGUCGUCAGCCCGACAGCAACCGAACCAAGAGCCUAGGAAGAGACACGCCGAAGACCCAAAGACAUUGAUCUGGACCACAGAACUUUACCGUGUUUUUGUCUCGCUCUAUGCAAUUGUACAUUUAAUGGACUGUAGAGUGUCCUGUAAGACGGAUGGAUGUUAGCGGUUUGUUGCAAUGCGCAAGAG